Molecule: messenger RNA, 1038 nt
Organism: Penicillium maclennaniae
Lineage: Eukaryota; Fungi; Ascomycota; Eurotiomycetes; Eurotiales; Aspergillaceae
Exons: 3
Coding region: 1-1038 (345 amino acids)
Biological process (GO): post-translational protein targeting to endoplasmic reticulum membrane
Cellular component (GO): membrane; TRC complex
Molecular function (GO): protein binding; molecular adaptor activity
Source: RefSeq, a predicted model, not a curated record
AUGGCCCCGAACGAAAGCAACAAGCGUCUGGCUUUGGCCAUCAUCGACUUCCUCGGCGGCAGCCUGAAGGACGGUACUCUCACCGCCGAUGAUGCCGAGUCGAUUGAAAUCGCCCAGUCAUGUAUCGCCGAUACCUUCAAGGUUGACCCUACCGAUGAGGGCGCUGUGAAGGAUGCUCUUGGAGGACAGUCCCUCGCCGGUAUCUACAGCGUUUACGAGAAGUUGCGCAGCAAGUCUUCGCCCCAAGCCGAUGCUGGAGCUUCGCAGCCCCAACAGCCCAAGGUUGGCGCGCCUACCCCCGAGUCCGAUAAGUUGAAGUCUGAGGGCAAUGCUCUCAUGGCCAAGAAGGAUUACCCCGCCGCCAUUGAGAAGUACACCCAAGCUUUGGAGAUCGCCCCCGCAAACCCUAUCUACCUUUCCAACCGCGCCGCCGCUUACUCUGCCUCCGGAAAGGCUGACAAGGCCGCUGAGGAUGCCGAGAUGGCCGUCUCUGCUGACCCUAAGUACUCCAAAGCCUGGAGUCGUCUGGGUCUCGCCCGCUUUGAGCUGGGUGACUACCGCGCCGCCAAGGAAGCUUACGAGAAGGGUAUUGAAGCUGAAGGCAACGGUGGCAGCGACGCUUUGCGCCGUGGUCUGGAGACUGCUACACGAAAGAUCGAGGAGGCUGGCCGUGCUACCGAGCCUCCUUCUGAAGAGUUGGACUCUGCUCCUGGCGCAUCCCGUGGCGCCGGCGGCAUGCCGGAUCUCUCCUCGCUUGCUGGUUUGAUGGGCGGUAUGGGUGGUGGUGGCGGUGGCAUGCCCGACCUGAGCUCCAUGAUGAGCAACCCCAUGUUCGCUAGCAUGGCUCAGAACCUCAUGAGCAACCCCGAUAUGCUCAACAACAUCAUGAGUAACCCUCGCAUGCGCCAGAUGGCCGAGAGCUUUGGCCAAGGUGGUGGCGGCAUGCCCGAUAUGUCCAGCCUCAUGAGUGAUCCUAGCAUUGCGGAGAUGGCUCGCAACAUGAUGGGUGGUGGCGGUGCCGGACGUGGCAGCCAGUAA